This is a messenger RNA of Drepanopeziza brunnea f. sp. 'multigermtubi' MB_m1, 1569 nucleotides long. RefSeq lists its product as uncharacterized. Gene Ontology annotation, cellular component: mitochondrion. Gene Ontology annotation, biological process: L-homoserine metabolic process. The record is from RefSeq and is a predicted model, not a curated record. Gene Ontology annotation, molecular function: L-serine O-acetyltransferase activity; homoserine O-acetyltransferase activity. NCBI's taxonomy places the organism in Eukaryota, Fungi, Ascomycota, Leotiomycetes, Helotiales, Drepanopezizaceae.
AUGAAUCCUACAAGAAGUGUCGUUGCCGCUGCGCGAGCAGCGACAAGAUCCUCGAAAACCACAUCGAAACCAUGGCAUUCUUUAGCAUCCCGUCAUACCACGAUGGUGCAAGCAAGCAGGAUAGAGAACGCUUCGAGAUGCUUCAAUUCUCAAGCACCAAAGAAAGUCGGAUCUGCUGGCCUUGCAGACGCUUCGAAUCCAGCAAUGGCCUUCCCUUGUCUUGACGCUCUGGAAUCAAAGUCUGCGACACUUGAAGCUCGAUCGCUGUCCAGUGGCCCUGAACCGUCAUAUACAAGCGGAGCAACGCUCAAUUACCAUUGCCGUGACUCUUUGUUGCUCGAUUGGGGUGGAGUGCUGCCGGAAUUUGAUAUAGCUUACGAGACGUGGGGAGAGAUCAACGCCGACAAGUCAAAUGUGAUCCUCCUACAUACAGGUCUCUCAGCAUCGUCGCAUGCACAUUCAACGGAACAGAAUCCAAAACCUGGCUGGUGGGAAAAGUUCAUUGGGCCGAAUGGUUGUCUCGAUACAAAUAAAUACCACAUCAUAUGUACGAACGUGGUGGGAGGAUGUUAUGGUUCAACAGGCCCAAGUAGUAUCGACCCUGCGGACGGAAAAAGAUAUGCCACGAGGUUUCCGAUACUGACAAUGGAAGAUAUGGUGCGAGCUCAAUUCCGACUUCUGGAUGGGCUGGGAAUCAAGAAGCUAUACGCGAGUGUUGGGUCCAGCAUGGGAGGCAUGCAGUCAUUGGCAGCCGGUGUUCUUUUCCCGGACCGAGUAGGCAGAAUAGCUAGCAUCUCGGGCUGUGCUCGAAGCCACCCGUAUUCUAUCGCUAUGCGACAUACCCAGCGACAAGUCCUCAUGAUGGACCCAAGAUGGAACCGCGGCUUCUACUAUGACAGUGUUCCUCCACACGCAGGAAUGAAGCUUGCUAGAGAAAUUGCAACAGUUACGUAUCGGUCAGGGCCGGAAUGGGAGCAAAGAUUUGGACGGCGAAGAGCAGAUCCGAGCAAACAACCUGCAUUAUGCCCCGAUUUCUUGAUCGAAACCUAUCUCGACCAUGCCGGGGAGAAGUUCUGUCUGGAAUACGAUCCCAAUAGCUUACUCUACGUUAGCAAAGCGAUGGAUUUGUUUGAUCUUGGUGCAAGUAACCAGGAUGCAACCGCUGCACGGAGGGCUGCAGUUACUCAGCGACUCAAAGAAGGCCAGCGAGAGAACACAGAAGUCGCCUCCUGUAGUCUCACUCUCCCAGAUUCCCCUUACGAGGAGCAGCCAGAAUCCGGUUCUCCAACUGAUCUCAACUCCUCAGUACAGCAAUCAUCCGGGCCCCCAGAGGAUUUGAUUCUGGGAUUGAAAGGACUGAGAGAACAUGCUACACUAGUAAUGGGCGUCUCCAGCGAUAUUCUAUUUCCUGCUUGGCAGCAAAGGGAGAUAGCGGAAACGCUUCGAAGAGCGGGAAAUAACAGAGUCACACACAUUGAACUUGGAGAAGACGUUAGCCUGUUUGGUCAUGACAGUUUCUUGUUGGAUUUGGACCAUAUUGGUGCCAACCUCAAGCAGUUCCUGGCAUGA